Molecule: messenger RNA, 1404 nt
Organism: Besnoitia besnoiti
Lineage: Eukaryota; Apicomplexa; Conoidasida; Eucoccidiorida; Sarcocystidae
Product: putative microneme protein
Exons: 5
Coding region: 1-1404 (467 amino acids)
Source: RefSeq, a predicted model, not a curated record
AUGCAACGCAUGGUAGAGGCCCUUAUCCAGUAUGAUGUGCGUUCAGCUCCCGUCGCUAAGCUCCAGAAGGAUAUAAACGAGUACUGCAAUGAGCGGUUCGAGGAGUUGUGUGCGGCAAAAGUGAUGGGGACCACUUACUGCAUAAAAUCUCCCGUGGUCGCCCGCUAUGGCCCAGACGAGCCUGGAGGCGCCAUGGCUUGGCGCUGCUACAAGAAGGAAGAAAUUAAUGAUGCAAGAAGGCAUGUUGGAUGCGUAGACAAUUGUGGAAACGUGAUACAAUGCAUAGGCGAGGCGACUCCAUCAGAUACAUUUGGUGUAGCUUUCCCGGAGAUGAACAACUGGAUUCAGCAGCGCAAGCAGGCCUACUGUUCGUCCUACCAACUGACUGCAAACGCUAUGUGCAGCUCCGGCAAAUCUGGAGGCGUCGCCAGAUACGACCAUAUCCGAAGGCGAUGGAUAUGUUUUGACCCCAGUGAUGUUGCUCUCGAUGGAGCCAGCUACUGUGCAGACAACUGCGGAGGACCAGUACCGUGUGCAGGAGGGUUGGUGAGAGGCGAACUACCGCAAUACACAUUGUAUGUCAUUCAACACACGGACAUGGAAUCUGCCUUCGAGGCACUAUGGCCAUGUGAAAGCCCGGACGACAUCUGCAUGCCGCGUCUCGUGAAUCCCCCGCAGUGCCUGACACGCGAGCAAACAGUGGCACUUCAGAGCCUCUCAGCGCAGCAAAUGGCGCUACAAAGAGCAUGCCAGGAGGCGAUGGACGAGGCGUGCAGAGAGGGCACGCAGACAGAAGAGUGUUAUGGACUGUGGUUGGCCCGGUAUGAUGUCGGCGGCGUGCCGAAGGUAUCAGGGACAUGGAAAUGUUACCCGGUGUCCCAUCUUGACUUCACUCGCCUAUCGAACUGUAUUGACGGAUGCGGCAAUCUAAUACGAUGCCAGGGUCGGCGCAUAGAGGAGUCGUCCACAUCCGUCGACCUGCCUCAGCUAACGAGGAUUGCCAGUGACCCCACCUACUGUUCAGCAUACCAGAAGGCGGGGAACGCCUACUGCUCAGAAAAACAUGGCUCAGGUUGGGUGGCAAGGCAGAACUGCAACUCUUAUAGGUGGGAGUGCUUCAGCUUGGAUCACAUGCCCUCGACGCGCUGGGUAGGCUGUGCGGGCCACUGCGGAGAAUUCAUUUUGUGCCCAAGCAGUGGAACAGGCGAUGCAGAAGAAAGCGGGGACUCCUUGGGAGACGAGGGCUUAGAAGACGUUAUUUCCAACGUGCCGGACCCCUGCCUCGAUGGUCAAUUGUGCGAAGGGACAGCCCAGGCGCCGCCGUACUGCUCGGGAGUUAGGCCGAAUCCAUACGCAGACGCGGCUUCGGGGGGAUACGGCAAUCCCACGCAGCAUGGACCCUGA